Molecule: messenger RNA, 4658 nt
Organism: Protopterus annectens (West African lungfish)
Lineage: Eukaryota; Metazoa; Chordata; Ceratodontiformes; Protopteridae
Gene: LRRTM4
Product: leucine rich repeat transmembrane neuronal 4
Exons: 2
Coding region: 833-2374 (513 amino acids)
Molecular function (GO): protein binding
Source: RefSeq, a predicted model, not a curated record
UUAGAGCUGAAUCUAUGAAAAAAAGAUAGAAAAGAAGCAUGAUUAUGCUUGUGUUUGCUGUGUUCAAUCAGGGCAGUGUUAACAUUAAAGAAGGACCAAGCAAUAUUCAGUUAAGCAGGUAUGGCAAAAUAGUAAUAUAUUAUUAGAUUAUUUAGGAUAGCAGCAAGAGCAGAAUGAAUUCCUGCUUGUAAGGGAAGGGAACUCUCCCAGUGCUGAUCGCUUUGGCUGUGUAGUGUUAUUCAUCCAGAGGGGGGCACUCAGAGCCCCCAGAAAGAAAGGAAGCAACAGCACAAGGCAGCACAUAGCAUCGACUGUCUCCAGCCUUGUGAGUUAGACAAGAAAAGCCUCUCAGCGCGGCAACAUAAUGCUUGAAAUCUAACCAGCUACAUGGAUAAAAUCACCUUGCCUUGCAUUUAAUUAGGGAGGGGAACAUUAAGCCCAGUGGGGCUGUUUCCCCUGCAAGGACUGAGGCAAAAAGAAUGAAAUGUUCAGGGACUAGGGAUGGUGAUUCAGCAGUCUGAAAGGGGAUGCUGUGUGUUGAGAGCGUCGCCGAGAAAAACUUCUUCUUCUGCGUAUUGUGGACUUUACAUUCAGAAAAAGCAGCUGGUGCUGGAGUGGCUUUGCUGAACUGGGCAAUGGCUGGUGGAGCUUAGGGACAAAAAUAGCAAAUAUUUAUUUUGCUGCGUGGAAAGAAGCUAUCCCUGCAAGUCUAAGGGGAAAUAGAAGCACUGCUGCACAAUGGUAUGAAUGACAGGCUUUGUCAUGAAGGUUUUAGCUGUACAACAAACAAAUUAAAAAAACAAGUCUAGUGAAGGCAACUGGAGAAGAGAGAAUGGGUUUCCACUUAAUUAAGCAACUAAGAGGCAUGAGUGUCGUUCUAGUUUUGCUCCCUACAGCACUACUGGUUAUGGUUGCUACUGAGCGAAUAUGCCCAAAGACCUGCAGAUGUGAUGGAAAAAUCGUCUACUGUGAGUCGCAUGCAUUAAAAGAUAUCCCUCAAAAUAUUUCUGGGGGGUCUCAAGGCUUAUCAUUGCGUUAUAACAGUAUUCAGAAACUUAGAGCACGGCAGUUUGCAGGCCAUAAUCAGCUGAUAUGGCUGUAUCUUGACCACAAUUAUAUAACAGGUGUAGAUGAGGAUGCAUUUCAAGGAAUUCGUAGGUUGAAGGAAUUAAUACUAAGCUCAAACAAAAUCUCUCAUUUGCACAACAAAACUUUUCACCCUGUUCCAAAUUUGCGCAAUUUGGACCUCUCGUACAAUAAAUUACAAAACCUACAAUCGGAGCAAUUUAAAGGUCUGCGGAAGCUUGAAAGUUUGCACCUACGAUCAAAUUCUCUGAAAACAGUGCCCAUCAAGGUUUUUCAGGACUGUCGGAACCUUGACUUUUUGGAUUUAGGAUACAAUCGUUUGCGAAGCUUGUCACGCAAUGCAUUUGCUGGUCUCAUGAAGCUAACAGAACUUCACCUUGAACACAACCAAUUUUCAAAGAUUAGCUUUGCUCACUUUCCACGGUUGUAUAAUCUUCGGUCACUGUAUUUGCAGUGGAAUAGAAUACGGUCAAUUAGUCAAGGAUUAACAUGGACUUGGACCUCUUUGCAGAAGCUGGAAUUAUCUGGUAAUGACAUCCAACAAGUAGAACCUGGAAUUUUCCAAUGCUUGCCAAAUCUGCAAACCCUAAACUUGGAUUCUAAUAAGCUUACAAACAUCUCACAGGAAACCAUAAAUGCAUGGAUCUCUCUUACAAUGAUAAGCCUGUCAGGAAAUAUUUGGGAAUGCAACAGAAGCAUUUGUCCUUUGGUUUUUUGGCUUCAGAAUUUUAAGGGAAAUAAAGAGAGUGCAAUGAUUUGUGCAGGCCCAAAACACAUUCAAGGGGAGAAGGUUCUGGAUGCUGUAGAUGUCUACAAUAUAUGUGAUGUGGUUACAGAAAAACCUCCACAGGCACCAAAAAAUCAGCAAAAGCCAGCUCCUACAAUCAAGCCCACCAUCAGCAUUCUAGAAAAUAACCAACCAGUCUUCUUGUCACCAAGUCCUUCAGCAGGUUUGCAAAAACCUGGGUCAGAGCAAGAAUUUGAGCAUGUUUCUUUCCACAAAAUUAUAGCAGGGAGUGUUGCCCUUUUCCUUUCAGUGACCAUGAUUUUGCUGGUUAUCUAUGUGUCUUGGAAGCGUUAUCCUGCUAGCAUGAAGCAACUGCAGCAGCAUUCUCUCAUGAAGAGACGCAGGAAAAAGGCCAGGGAGUCUGAAAGGCAAAUGAACUCCCCAUUACAGGAGUAUUAUGUGGACUACAAGCCUACAAAUUCUGAGACGAUGGAUGUAUUGGUUAAUGGCACUGGACCCUGCACGUACACCAUCUCUGGCUCCAGGGAAUGUGAGGUAUGAACCCUGAUCCUCCUAAAACCAUUUCAGCUGCUGGGAAGGAGAGGUAAAUGCUUGAAUCUCUUGAGGUGACUAACAGAAGGAACAUUAAUGAACACCUUUGCAGUAGGGUUCAGAAAGGUACUUAAUUGCACUAAACAAUAUUAAUUCAUAAUGAAGAUGAUAGGGAAUUACAUUCAUAGGGCUUUACCUCAAUAUACACACAUACACAUUCAUGAAAAUAAUUAUGUUCAGUGUAUAUGAAGGAGUGUGCCUGGAAAUUAAAAUGAUUUUCAUGUAAAGUACAUUGCAAAGAGUAAUAUUAAGUUAGUUGAUUACUAGAUUUACUGAAGGUCUACAAGGCUGAAAGGCUUCAAAGUGCAUUACUGAAUUAAUGCCAAGACCCACUAAUUACUUUCAGAACCAGAGUCCAAAUGACAGAGGUUAUGCCACAAUCUAAAUAUACUCUGAAAUUAAUUCAGCUGCUGUCUAUAAAAGCUGAUUAGUGUUGUGUGUCAUCUGAGGAACAGUUGUGUAGCUUUUUGUUUGAACUAUACCUUUCCAAUGGAAGUAAGGUAUUAAAAAUUACCCAGGUUUUGAGGAAGUUUAAAUAUUGUCAAAGAUAUGCCAAAGAUCUCUUGUAUGGAAGAUUGUAAAGAACUAUAUACAAUAAAUUACGUAGAUUUAUUUCAUAUUUUAAGUAAGGAAAUGAGCAUUUGCCAUCAAGCUUAUGCAACUGUAAUGACAUAUGAAGAGAAAUAAUUGCUACUACCUAAGAACCGCUCAUCAAUCUGACAGGCAGAUUUUUAGCAUUAGAUUUUAAAGGAUUCUCCACAACUUGUUCUUUAUCUCAUCAUCAUAUAUCUUACUAUAGGCGUCUGUGUUUUGCAAAUAUACAAUUUAGGAAACAGACUUAAAAACACAUUUUUUUUAAUUUUAACAAUUACUAAAUUAAGAAUUGUAACAGUUAAAGAAAGUGUAAUAUGUUUAAGGAAAAACAAGUCACAUUGUGCCUUGUGUUCUGCAUUAGGUUUGUCAAGUUUCUUAUUGUCUCUCAUAUACUGUACACUAGUAAAGCAAUUCUCUACAAAACAAUUUAUCAGUAGCAAGUUAAAGGGUCAAUAAAUCAAAUGGUAGAGUUGACCCCUUUCUGUACUGUGCAGUAAAUCAUCCAUACAAUUCCCAAAAUAUUCUGAAUGCUGAGUGAUUACUUAAUCCAUGUGAGUUGAACAAUGUCUGCAAUAAGGAACAUUUUUUCAGACAGGAGCUUAAGACAAAAAAAAAAAAAGGUAUAGAUAAGGUUGAAACCAUGGAUGCAAAUAAUAUUGUAAUAAAAACUUCAUUUUUUUAUGGCUAGUCAGUAGUGUUUAUAAAUAAGGCAUUGUAUCUUUGUUUAGCUAAACAUGUAAUAUAAAAUGUCUUGAUAUUUCACAGUCCUGCAAAGAUCGUACUUGAAUUUAUCUGUCCUCUGGGGCUUUGCUUCUGUCUAACAGCAUUGAAGCGUUCCAAUGAGCAGUGUGCCUUAGUAGCUGUUUGCACAGCAGUAAAAAUGCAUGCUGUUUUCUGAGGAGAGUUUUUUAAAAGACAUAAGCCCCAAAUGGGAAAAAAAGAAAGAAAAAAUAACAGUUAAGAUUCUGUAUUGCAUAAGAUAAUAUAAUUUGAUCCUACGAGCUCAGGGUUUGAAAUCUGUAAACAUGAUAGCAUUUCUGUCUUACUUUGUUUUUAUUUACACUGUGAUCCAUAGUAGUUACAUUAGUAAUAUGAGCAUGCUUGAAUAGCUCUUUAAAGGGGAAUGUUGGAAGUGAAAAUCUUUGGUAACAGGAUGUUUUCUUUUUUUUUUUGUACAUCCAGCAUUAAAAGCUGGACAUGUUUUAUCCCAUAUCUUGGAGUCUCUUAGGCUUUGGUUUGCAAUAUAUCCUAUUUGCAUUAUGACAGUUUUUAUUUCACAGUGUUUUGCUAUAUGUAAAGCUUAAAUAAUUCUAUUAUCGUGACAACAGCAUACAGAAUAAAUACUUAGGGAGAGUGAAGGCUCCCAUAUCUGUCAUCUGUCAACAGGACAUUGUUUGGCAAAAAGAAAAAAAAAAAAACAAGUUUUCAUUAGAAAAAAAAAAACAAAUCUGUAAAUAAAUUUUUGUAAAAUUCACAUAACUCAUAUGAAAACACAGUUUUUUUAUAGAAAUUAGGAUUGUGAAGUAAAGCUACAAUGGUAACUGCUGAUUUUAUCAUUGUGCUAUUAAGCAUUCUGUUUUUCAGAUUGUUAUGGCUUAUAAUGUAUCAUAUUUUUUUAAUAAAAUUUAAAUGCUGAUGA